Molecule: messenger RNA, 372 nt
Organism: Fomitopsis serialis
Lineage: Eukaryota; Fungi; Basidiomycota; Agaricomycetes; Polyporales; Fomitopsidaceae
Exons: 1
Coding region: 1-372 (123 amino acids)
Source: RefSeq, a predicted model, not a curated record
AUGGUUGAGCGUGAGCUUCAAGACGGACUGUUGGAGCGCGGCUACUACGACAACGUCCUCCCUCGGGACCGCAAGAUGAGCGACGGUUUCGUGCAUGCGGGCCCCGCGGCUCAGAACCACGCCGGGGAGCCUGCGCAGACGCAGUGGGCGGAGCAGGCCAGGCGUGCGGGGGCGGCCAGGCUUCAGCACGCCGCGACGAAUCCUCCCCCGAACCGGGCUGGGCCGAACGGUCGGCCUCAUCCGCAGCCGAACGGUGGCUCGGGGCACAACUCCGGCGCCGGGCGGGGGGCGGGAGCCCGUCACCGUCGCCGGGAGUACGACCUCGACGGCGAGCUGUUCGACCGCGGCUUCGAGAUAGACGAGCUUGACUGA